GCCUCCUGGCUGCUGAAGCAGAUGGCUCUGCCGGUCGCCUUGACAACUUGACUGGAAAGCGCGCCAAUCGUGCACGGGCGAAUUUUAUUUAUUAUUCAGUCUUUUUGCCAUGGAAACGGAUGAUUAAUGCAAGAAAAUUGGCCAAUUCUGGUUAUAUUUAGGGAUAAAAUGAGCGUCUCGAAUUUCUUGCAGGCACAACUGCCUUUUGAGGUUGAAACCAGCACGUCACCUACACGACAAGGUGGAGCAUGGGAUCAGCAAGAGCUCUUGGAAUUCAUGGACGCUGCGGAAGAAGGAAAGGACGAGAGCGAAAUCAGCAUAAAUUUCGUCAACUACCACACACCUUUCAAAUGCCAGAGGAAUACUCUCGUCCAAGUGCUCCGGAUGGAGGCUGCGACCACGUCGUGUCUGCUCUUGGCCACUCGCAGGGCGACGGUCACGGUGGCGAGUGGAGACGCGAUAAGCGAUGUCCCCGUCGCUUCGUAUGAACUGCCCGGAGGUGGAAAAAGCGGCCCUUCGUUGGUCGACGCGGUCCUGAUGGAGGACGCCAGCGCCGUGGCGUUCGCGCUUUCCAACAGGACACUUCAUUUUUACGACACCAGCUGCUCCAGACGCAGCGACGCCGCACAGGAACACAGACACGCGUGGCGGGUGAUUGGCUUGAAAAGUUGCAUUACGUCAAUGUGGUACCACCCUGGGGAAACGCAGUCGACCUUGUUCCUGGGCGACGAACAAGGAGCAGUCACGACCAUCACUUUUCUGCAGCCGAGUUUGCUGCUCUUCAGUCACAAAUCUUCCGACUCUCAAGCUGGACGCGCGGAGACAAUUUACUGGCCGGAAUUAUUUGAAGAAAAAGGCGCUCACGCAGCUCUAGCACGCGCUCAAACGCAGCGAAAAGUGCACGCCGAACCAGUACUGCAGGUGUUUUUCUGCCCUGCUCAUCAGGUGGUGCUCUCCUGCUCCCUGGACGCGAACAAGUCGAUGCGGAUGUGUCACGCAGACCGCCGAUUACCCUCUUAUAAAUUCUCCGUCGAUAUGGGAGUUCGUCGCUUUGCAUUUGAUGCGCAGAGGUUUGAGGUAGCUUCAGCGAGUGACGACGGAAUAAUAAGGAUCUGGAACCCCCUGGUGCCACGGACUCCGGUACUCACCCUCCAAACGCACGAGGCUCCGAUUGUGGACGUCCUCUACUCGGGCCGCUUGCUGUUCAGCGUCUGCAAAAACGCAGAGUUCAGGAUUUGGGAAAGUAAUGGAGCUCUCAUGCGGAAAGUUCAAUUGGAAGUGCCGACGUCGCCCAAGUGGAGCGGCGCAAAAAAUAUUUUCGCAGGGGGCAGCAGCACCAUUCUCGUCUCCCUCGGACCGAAUCUGGCCGAAAUUGGACUAGGGGCGCCUGAACCGUCAUUUCGAAACAGCCCAACGGACGCGGAUUCUUCAAGUUCACGUUGCUCUUCAGCGCUCAAAUUUGGUUUUAACACAGAGCAAACUGCAUCUGAAUUUCCGUCUCGCCAGAUUUCUCUAAACAAAGAAUUUGGUUUCAUAGAACCAGAUAUGAAAAUUCCCCACAUGCCAAUGUCAGCUCUACAAAUUUUUAAUGAAAGAAUGUCAAAAGAAGAUGAUGGAACGUCUGAAUUAAAAACACCAGGAAUCAAUGAGCGCAUUGAAAAGCAAGAGCGAAUUUUGGCGAAAAGAAGAUACUUCGUGGAAGAGUGCGCGCCUCACUUGGCCCUGUCACUUUGCGAUCCCGGAAUCGUCGCUCCGUCUAGAGUACCGAAGCUCGUUUUGCAAACCGACUUCAACUACUGAACGACCAAAUAGAAAGUCAAGCACUUCUGUAAUGUCAUCCUCUGACAUUUAAAACAAAAAUAAAAGGGAUUUUAAUUCCGAGCUUUC
Cloeon dipterum is the source of this 1887-nucleotide messenger RNA. RefSeq lists its product as uncharacterized. Bases 127 to 1800 code for a protein of 557 amino acids. The record is from RefSeq and is a predicted model, not a curated record. Gene Ontology annotation, molecular function: protein binding. The transcript is spliced from 8 exons. Lineage: Eukaryota; Metazoa; Arthropoda; Insecta; Ephemeroptera; Baetidae.